AUGACGCAGCCGAGAGCCGCGGUGACGGCUCGCGGGGCGCUAGGACGCGGCGUGCGGAGCCGGUCAGCGGGGGCAGGCCCCAAGGCCCCGGCGCGGCGGCGGGACAGCACCUACCUUCCCGGCUUCGGGUCCGGGAGUGCGGGGCGCAGAGCCGCCGGAGCGCUGCCUCCCUCCUUCCUCCUCCCCCCGCCCCCGCCCCGCAGCGCGACACACAAUACUCGCCGGAAGCGGAAGCCGCGCCGAGAGGCUCGUGUCAGUGGAACCCCGGGUGUCGGCGGGCGACCGCGGGAGGGCCUAGCGGCGCCUGCGGAACAAGGAGAAGGCGGGGGGCCGGAGGGGAGAACCAGCAGGAGGAAUGAAGGGCGAGAAGAGACCCGGAGGGGCAGGUGGCUGAAAUGCAGUCGUCCAGGUGACCCGAGGAAUCCUCUGGAGAAAGAGGGCCGCGCAUGCGCGUGGCGGAGCACUGAAGCCCAUUGCCCACAGGGCGCCUACGGGCGGCGGGGCAGGCGGGCCCGUCCCGCCCAGGGUGUGGACCCGGGCUCUGACUCGGCUCGGGCUGGUCCCGGUUGGGGCUGGGAGCCGCCGGGGGCGGGGCAAGGGCGGGUUGCGGACAUUGAGCUACACUGCUCCUCUCUCCAGGGUAGUCCCGGGAGAAGGUGGCUCGCCGAGUCGGCGGCCAAUUACGUGGUGGACCUGCGGGUCUCAGCUGGCACGUCACUUCCGACAAGUUGAGUUUAAGCCUUUUAACGUUAAAGGAUUAGCUCAGUUUUCCCUGCCGUGGGCUUCGGAUGCUUGGUCACCUUGUCCUUGCUAGGCGAGCUUUACGGAAAUGAUCUACCUCCUCCGAUGGAGUGGGAGCCCCGAAAGAGCUGGUGGGGACUUCCCUGGUGGUGCAGUGGUGAAGAAUCCGCCUGCCAAUGCAG
Delphinapterus leucas (beluga whale) is the source of this 923-nucleotide messenger RNA. The record is from RefSeq and is a predicted model, not a curated record. NCBI's taxonomy places the organism in Eukaryota, Metazoa, Chordata, Mammalia, Artiodactyla, Monodontidae.